Messenger RNA from Syngnathoides biaculeatus (alligator pipefish), 1324 nucleotides. It is a transcript of the gene hsd11b1la, whose product is annotated as hydroxysteroid (11-beta) dehydrogenase 1-like a. The transcript is spliced from 6 exons. Gene Ontology annotation, molecular function: oxidoreductase activity. The record is from RefSeq and is a predicted model, not a curated record. Gene Ontology annotation, cellular component: intracellular membrane-bounded organelle. Bases 324 to 1187 code for a protein of 287 amino acids. NCBI's taxonomy places the organism in Eukaryota, Metazoa, Chordata, Actinopteri, Syngnathiformes, Syngnathidae.
AUUUUUGGGGAGGGCCGAUGACAAUUCAAAUCAAAAUGCAAAACAUUUUUGAAAGUUAUUAAAAAAUAAUGCGCAGUUAAAUAUUUGUUCCCCCUUUAGACUUCUUUAAACCGAUUUAAAGUAUUUCAGUAAUGCAAUGUCAUACACAUAAUGUUCAAUUAUCUGAUGGAACCGCACGACACACCCUCUUAUGCACAUGCCAAGAGGGGGAGGUUCUCACGUAAGAACAGCCCUGGAUUUGCUGUUCACUUCUCACGCAAAGGAAUUUAGGAAACCGGGUCUCUUUACUUUCCGAUUAAUCAAUACUAUAAUUACUUUACAACAUGAAAACGUUGACCAAAGUCCUGCUCACAAGUGUGACUGUGGCUCUGCUCGCUGUCAAAUGGAACGCGCCCACGUUCAACGCGGAAAUCCUCCGAGGUGCCAGGGUCUUGGUGACCGGUGCCAGCACUGGUAUCGGUGAGCAAAUGGCGUAUCACUUUGCCAAGUUCGGCUCCCAGAUCGUCAUCACAGCGAGGAGGGAACAAGUCUUACACCAGGUGGCGGAAAAGUGCCUGAGCAUGGGAGCUCAGAAGGCUGUGUACAUAGCGGCGGACAUGAGCAGCGACUCGGACCCGGAUAGAGUGGUCGAUUUCGCUCUGGACCAGCUUGGAGGUCUGGACUACCUCGUUCUCAACCACAUCGGAUCAAGCCCUUUCAGCAUGUGGGAAGGAGACACACAACACCUCGGAUGGCUGAUGAAGGUCAACUUCUUGAGUUAUGCUCAGAUGGCAUGGAAAGCUCUCCCCUCCCUUGAGCAAAGUAAAGGCUCACUCGUGGUUGUUUCGUCUAUUUUAGGUAAAAUGACCAGUCCCUUUGUGGCGGCGUACACGUCAACCAAAUUUGCCCUGAAUGGUUUCUUUGGGGUUCUAAGUCACGAGUUGGCCAUGAAGAGCAGCAACGUAACGAUCACGACGUGCACACUGGGCCUCAUUGACACCGACUCAGCCAUGGAGAAAGUCAAGGAUAUCAGUCACGUACCGGCCUACCCUGCCAGUGAAGCGGCGUUGAAGAUCAUCAUGGCGGGAGCCGCCAGAGAGCGCGAGCUCUUCUACCCUUGGUAUACAUACAUCAUGACCUUGAUUAAAGACUUCUUUCCCGCCACCAGAGACUACAUCAUACAAAAGUCCUACAACUACAGCCCGUGAAAAAAAAGAUUUAUGUGAAGGGCCACAACUGCCCUUACUUCCAGUGGGGGCUUCAGAAUUCUACAAAAAAAAAAACCAAAGUUUAUAUUUAAGGUGUAUUCUUGUUAAAGUUUUGUUUUUGGGUUGACAUAUUCAAC